CUCAAAAACGACCUGCGCCGCAGGCAGAGAAAAAAAAAAAGAGAGAAAAAAAAAAUAUAGAAACUUCGUGAGAAAGAGAGAAGCGUGAGAGCGAGAGCGAGAGCGUCAACCUUCGGAAGAAGGGGAAGGAAGCCGACCGUGGAGUGCCGGAGUUUGCCGGAGAUAGACGAACGAUGCAAAUUUCUACCGGGCCAACCGCCUGCUGACCACCGCCCGUCGCUGCGUCACCAAAGCACCGUCGUCAAUAGAGGUGAACUUGGAGAGGAAGCUGUUAGAGAAGCUUGUUAAGAAUAUCUGGAAUUUGAGACGCCAUGCCACCAAGGAGAGACCCGAAUGCCGUCCCUACCAAUGCUGAGCUGGCGCAAGCUCUCACGCUGCUCACCCAGACCAUCACUGUGGCGUUUCAAAACCAACCUAACAACGGCAAUAACAUGGAAAGUCGUGUAGCGGCACGAAAUCCGCCGAGCUUCCUUGGGCAAGAAGAUCCAGUCCUUCUCGAGAAUUGGAUACGAUCCUUCGACAAGCUGUUUGAUGCGGUCAAUUGCCCGGCUGAUCAACGAAUUAACAUUGCUGUUUAUUAUCUGCAUGAAGAAGCAGAUAAAUGGUGGGUUCAUGUGGGACCAGGCAUGAGUGCACAACCGGACUUCACUUGGGAUCGGUUCAAGCGUGCACUGCGGAAGAGAUUUUACCCGCCACACGUACAAGCAGAAAAUCGUGACAAGUUCUUACACUUGAAGCAAGGGGACAUGACGGUGCAAGAAUAUCACAGUCAAUUUGUUACCCUAGCAGAAUUUGCAACAUCACUUGUACCCGAUGAGGAGAGCAAGAUUGAGAAGUUCAUCGAAGGACUGAACUACGACACACAGAAGAUGAUGACGGUACAAGAAUGGCAAACAUUGGAUGAUGCAUAUUACAAAGCUGCGAAGCACUAUCGGGUAGUACAACGCCAGCGAGAAGCCCACAAGAAAAUCCGGAAGAACGAGGAGGAGAAUAAGGCAAGGGAGAAGAGGCUCAAAACUCAUCAGCAGGAACAACAACCCACGGGGAGGAGGGAAGAUCGUCCACAAGAUGGAAGGAGAUUCCCUGGGCAUGGUCCAAGGCAAGAUCAACGAUAUGUGCCAAGAGACAGACACUACCAUUGCAAGUUGUGCCAACGAGAUCACCCUGGUGUUGACUGUGAUGGAAAAGUGGUGAACUGUUUCAUUUGCGGGAAGAGGGGACAUCGGGCAUUUGAAUGCCUAAACAAAGAAAAGGCAAGUCAUCAAAACCAAGGGCCUAACCGAGGAGGUGCAAACCAAGGUGGAAAUCAAGAGGGGAAUAAGCCGGGAAAUCACAACAAUAACAAUCGCGACCGUGAUGCCAACCGCAAUCAGAACCAGAACCAGAAUCAGAACCAAGGCGGGGGCAACCAAAGAAAUCAGGGCCGCAUAUACGUGAUGAACAAGGCACAAGCCAAGGCCCAUGACGUGGUUUCAGGUACAAUUCAUGUUAAUAACACUCCUGCUUACGUUCUGUUUGAUUCUGGUGCUUCUCACAGUUUUAUCUCUUCUAAAUUUGUUGAGAAGUUAAAGAUAAAACCUGCAGCUAGCAUAGAGUUGAAUGUAAAAACAGCAAAUAAUAGAGUGGUAUCUUGUAGAAAUGUAUACAUGAAUGUACCUAUAGUCAUAGAUAAUGUUAAUCUACCUGGAGACUUGGUCCAAUUUGACCUCGAAGACAUUGAAGUGGUGUUGGGCAUGGAUUGGCUCGGGAGUUACAAGGCGAAGAUCUUGUGCAACGAGCACAAGGUGAUCAUGAAGAGCCCGAGUGGGAAGCGGGUAUCAUUCAAGGCAGUGACAAACAAACCUGAUAUCAAGUUGAUGACAAUGCGGCAAAUGAGGAGGUACAUCCGGAAGGGAUGUGAAGCAUACCUUUGCAUGAUGAAGGAGACCCACAAUGAAGACCAAACGAUUGAUCAGAUCCCUGUGGUCAAUGAAUUUCCCGAUGUGUUUCCGGAAGAGAUUCCGGGGAUGCCUCCGGAAAGGGACGUUGAGUUCUCCAUUGACUUAAUGCCGGGUACUACACCAAUUUCCAAGGCACCAUACCGGAUGGCUCCGAAGGAGAUGCAAGAACUGAAAGAGCAACUUGAGGAACUACUCGAAAAAGGCUACAUCAAGCCGAGUGUCUCACCAUGGGGCGCUCCGGUUCUCUUUGUCAAGAAGAAAGACGGUAGCUUGAGGCUGUGUAUUGACUACCGAGAGCUGAACCGUGUUACUAUCAAGAAUCGAUACCCUUUGCCCCGUAUCGAUGACCUGUUCGAUCAACUGAAGGGGGCGGGCAUAUUUUCCAAGAUUGACCUUCGAUCUGGCUACCACCAAGUGAGGAUAGCGGAGAAGGAUAUACCGAAGACUGCAUUUCGUACGAGAUAUGGGCACUAUGAGUUCACCGUGAUGCCGUUUGGUCUAACCAACGCACCCGCGGUGUUCAUGGACCUAAUGAAUCGUGUAUUUCGCCCCUAUCUUGAUACAUUUGUGGUGGUAUUCAUUGACGAUAUCUUGGUGUACUCGAAGAAUGAGAAGGAUCAUGAAGAACAUCUUAGGGUUGUUUUACAAACCUUAAGAGAGCAUCAACUUUAUGCCAAACUUUCCAAGUGUGACUUUUGGAAAGACCGAGUGGCAUUUCUGGGUCACAUCAUUACUCGAGAGGGAGUAUCUGUGGACCCGUCAAAGAUUGAAGCGGUAACCGAGUGGCGAGCACCAACCACUGUCACUGAAGUGCGGAGUUUUCUUGGGUUAGCGGGCUACUAUCGGAGAUUUGUCAAAGAUUUCUCCAAGAUAGCUAGACCAUUAACCAAUUUGAUGAAGAAGACCACAAAGUUCCAGUGGACGGAUGAUUGUGAGAGAGCAUUCGAGGAGCUGAAGAAAAGACUGACGACUGCACCAGUACUGACACUUCCUUCGGGAACUGAUGGGUUUGAAAUAUAUUGCGAUGCAUCCAAGAAUGGACUCGGCUGUGUGCUAAUGCAGAAUGGGAAGGUAGUAGCUUAUGCAUCCCGACAACUAAGGGUGCAUGAGGUCAACUACCCAACCCACGACCUGGAGUUAGCAGCAGUAGUGUUUGCUUUGAAGAUAUGGAGGCACUACUUGUACGGGCCACCGUGCAAGAUAUACACCGAUCACAAAAGCCUUAAGUACAUCUUCACCCAAAAAGAGCUUAACAUGCGACAAAGGAGGUGGCUAGAGCUUGUCAAGGACUAUGACCUUGAAAUCCAAUAUCAUGAAGGGAAAGCUAAUGUCGUAGCAGAUGCCUUAAGCAGGAAGACGGAACACGGCAGAGCAAUGUGGAUACUUUCGGAAGAGUUAUAUCGGGAAUUCCAACGACUAGACUUGGAGGUGAAGGAGUGCGGUGAAGUGGAGAGUGAAAUCUGGUUAUACACAAUGACCAUUUUACCCUCUAUCUUCGAUGAAAUCAAAGCAGGUCAACCAGGAGAUGUGAAGCUUGAACGAGUCAAGGCCGGGAUGAAGAAUGGGGUAAACGGACCAUUUCAUCUACACGAAGACGAGAGUAUCCGCUAUAAGGGAAGGUGGUGUGUCCCGAUGAAAUGUGAGCACAUCAAAAAGCAAAUCAUGGAAGAAGGACACAACACGCCCUAUUCGGUACACCCGGGAGGAGACAAAUUGUAUAAGGAUCUGAAGCAAAACUUUUGGUGGCCGAGAAUGAAAAAUGAAGUGGCAGAGUUUGUGGCUCGAUGCUUAAACUGUCAAAAAGUGAAAGCCGAGAGAUGCAAGCCCAAGGGACUUGUGCAACCCUUAGAGGUACCAACGUGGAAGUGGGACUCAAUCUCGAUGGACUUUGUCGGGGGUUUGCCUUUAACAAAGUCCGGGAAGGAUAAGAUUUGGGUAAUCGUUGAUAGAUUGACCAAGACCGCUAGGUUCAUUCCCAUGAAUGAAACUUGGAGCAUGGAUAAGCUGGCAAAAGCCUACAUCAAGCAUGUGGUCAAGUAUCACGGUGUACCCCGAGAUAUUGUAUCUGAUAGAGAUUCUAGAUUCCUAUCCCAAUUUUGGAGGGAACUUCAAGCUGCUAUGGGAACCACACUAAAGCUAAGCACAGCAUUUCAUCCGAUGACAGACGGUCAGACGGAAAGAACAAUUCAGACACUCGAAGAUAUGCUGAGAGCAUGUGUGCUGGACCUACAAGGGUCAUGGGAUGAACACUUGGACCUAAUAGAGUUCUCAUAUAACAAUAGCUAUCAUACGAGCAUUAAAAUGGCUCCAUACGAGGCUCUAUAUGGUCAAAAGUGUAGAAGUCCUUUGUGCUGGGGUGAUAUGGUGGACCAGGUUGUCUUAGGGCCGCAAUAUUUGCAAGAUACGAUGGAGAAGAUCAAGUUUAUUCAGGCGAGAAUGAAGGCAGCACAAGAUAGACAAAAGUCAUAUGCGGACCUAGGAAGAAAACCAGCUGAGUUUGAGGUAGGAGAGAAAGUACUCCUCAAAGUCUCUCCCACUAAAGGCGUCAUGAGAUUUGGGAAGAAGGGCAAGCUGAGUCCUCGAUUCAUCGGACCUUACGAGAUUCUGGAGAAGGUGGGGAGAGUAGCUUACAAACUGGCUCUACCCACGGAAUUGAGCAAAGUACACGACGUUUUCCAUAUAUCUCAACUGAAGAAGUAUAUCCGUGAUGCGGCGCAUAUCUUAAACCCGGAGGUGAUUGAGUUGGACGAGACCUUGACGUAUGAGGAAAGGCCUGUGAAGAUUUUGGACACAAAGACACGUGAAACUCGGAGGAAGGCCAUCAAAAUGGUCAAAGUACUGUGGUCAAAUCACUUGGCUGAAAAUGCCACAUGGGAGACCGAGGAUGACAUGAGAAAACGUUAUCCCGAGCUGUUUAGUCAAGGUAAAAAAAUUUAGUUACGGGGACGUAACCCCUCUUUAAGGGGGGUAGAAUGUAACGCUUAGAAAUUUUUAUUAUAGAUAGUAGAUAUUAGUUUAUGUUUCGGGACGAAACAUCUUUUAAGGAGGGUAGAAUGUGACACUUCAAAAAUUAAAAUAAAAUAAAAUAAUUACUUAAAAUGUUACAUCGUUGAAAUAAUAAUAUUUUUUUUUAAGUAGAAACACACAUGUACGUAUGUACUAUAUACGUAUUGCGGCACAUACAUAUUAACUUGGAAUAAUUAUAAAGAUAGUUUGACUUUUCAAAAUAUAAAUAUACGUACUAACCAUAUAUGAAGUAUAAAUCAUUCUACCUAAUACAAAUAAUAAUACUCCGUACACAAGUACUAGUCUACGCAUGCGAGGAGAUAAGAAUGACGAACGAAUGAUUUGCCAACGACCUGCUUAUUCUUCGUACGCCAAAGCUUAUCUAUAGAGACCUAGAACCUUCACCCUACCGGUAUAAAUAUGAGCGUAUCGAUCAACAUUCAACACAACCUCAAAAACGACCUGCGCCGCAGGCAGAGAAAAAAAAAAAGAGAGAAAAAAAAAAUAUAGAAACUUCGUGAGAAAGAGAGAAGCGUGAGAGCGAGAGCGAGAGCGUCAACCUUCGGAAGAAGGGGAAGGAAGCCGACCGUGGAGUGCCGGAGUUUGCCGGAGAUAGACGAACGAUGCAAAUUUCUACCGGGCCAACCGCCUGCUGACCACCGCCCGUCGCUGCGUCACCAAAGCACCGUCGUCAAUAGAGGUGAACUUGGAGAGGAAGCUGUUAGAGAAGCUUGUUAAGAAUAUCUGGAAUUUGAGAUGAUGUGGUUUAUGAAGAUUGAUGCCUUGAGAGCGCUCCUAGAAGACUUUUAGAGUAGUCACAUCUAGAAUAAACAUUGUUAGAUUUUAUUAUUACAAAUGUUGAAUUGAAUAUUUCUUUAGAUACAUUUUUGGUGGAUAGCCUUAGCAUCCAGUCGGUUUAGGGCUGGAUGUGGCGGUAACACACCCCGUUUCUUUGUUAUUGUUUAAUUCCGCUGCAAACAAAUUGAAAGUUUUGAAUAAUUAAUAAAGUUUAUUAUUUCUUAA
Molecule: messenger RNA, 5969 nt
Organism: Cuscuta epithymum
Lineage: Eukaryota; Viridiplantae; Streptophyta; Magnoliopsida; Solanales; Convolvulaceae
Source: the annotation of a GenBank genome assembly